AUGGAUUCCAUACCAAAAGCUCCUGAUGGGUGGUUCCAGCCCUGCUGUCUACACUACGAACUUGAGCAAUUUGAUCCAAAGGACAAUCGACUUGGAGAAGGUACCACUGGACGUGAUUCAGAAGAUAAGGAAGAUAGAAUCUUAAUGCUUCGAGAGUCUCAUUUUCUUGUACCUGGAAUUAUGGCCCAGAUCCAAAGACUAAUGGUUGGACAUGAAACCGAUUUGGAAUGCAACCAGCUUCCUAGUAGCUAUAGAGAUGCAAAAAGGCCUGGUGAAAUUGUUCCACCUGAUGUCAUUUAG
This is a messenger RNA of Cylindrotheca closterium, 300 nucleotides long. The record is from the annotation of a GenBank genome assembly. NCBI's taxonomy places the organism in Eukaryota, Bacillariophyta, Bacillariophyceae, Bacillariales, Bacillariaceae.